This is a messenger RNA of Anoplophora glabripennis (Asian longhorned beetle), 519 nucleotides long. RefSeq names its product lachesin-like. The transcript is spliced from 4 exons. The coding region runs from base 1 to 519 and encodes 172 amino acids. Gene Ontology annotation, cellular component: neuron projection. The record is from RefSeq and is a predicted model, not a curated record. Lineage: Eukaryota; Metazoa; Arthropoda; Insecta; Coleoptera; Cerambycidae.
AUGUAUAAAGUUAUUACGCCCUCACAACAGAACGCCAUCACCGACAAUAAGCUAUCGUGUGGAUCCGCCCGAAGAAUGCCCCCGGACAUCCUAAAUGAAGACACCAGCGGGGACAUGUCGAUAUCGGAAGGCGAGAACACCACCCUUCUGUGCCGGGCCGCGGGACACCCCACCCCUAGGAUAACGUGGAAGAGGGAAGACGGCCAGCCGAUCCUCGUCAGGAAGGGGCUCAGAGAUUAUGCCAAAGUUGAAAUCUACAAUGGCUCUCACUUGAACUUCUGGCGAUUGGAUAGGCGACAGAUGGGAGCGUACCUCUGCAUAGCCAGCAACGACAUACCACCAGCAGUCAGCAAAAGGAUUUCGCUGAGCGUAAAUUUCGCCCCAGUGAUAAAGGUCCCAAAUCAGCUCCUAGGGGCACCCCUGAAUACAGACGUCCAGCUUGAAUGCUACGUGGAAGCAUACCCUAACACCAUAAAUUACUGGAUAAAAAAUCGUGGAGAAAUGCUUUUGAACGGGUAA